AUGUAUAAAUAUGAAAAUCUUUUUUUUUUAUUGUUUCGUAAAAAAUAUGGAUUUAAUAAAUUGAGAAAAAUAUAUUUCCAUUCAACAAAUGAAUAUUAUAACAACUUGAAUGACAUAAAAAAAGAAAAAGGUAUAUUUGAAAAGCUAGUAUGUAUAGGAAAUUAUAAUGUAGAAAAUUUUUGUUUGGAUAGAGAAUUAUAUGAGAAAUAUAGAGAAUGUAUAAAAAAUGAUUAUGAGAAAAUACGAAAGAAAUUAAAAGAAAAAAAAGAGAAUGAAUACAAUUUAUAUAGUAAAGAUAUAGAACAUAAUGAAAUUAAUAAUUGUAAUAAUAAUAUCAAUAUAUAUGAAUCAUAUCUAUAUGAUAUGAUACAAAAUAAUGAUUAUAAAGAUAUACUUAUAAGUGAUGUUAUAUAUGAAAAUGGGAAAAAUAUUUUAUGUAUAGGAGAAGCAAAUUUAUCUUUUAGUUUAUUAUUACAAAAAAAUUUGAACUCAUGUAAAGUUGUUUCAACAUCUAUGGAAGAUGAAUCAAUGUUAAUAAAAAAAUUUGGGAAAAAAUAUUUUUCAAAAAAUUUAAAAUUAUUAGAAAAUUCGGGUGGUAUAUAUAUACCCAAUAUAAAUGUAGAAAAUUUAUCGAGCCAUUUUUUAAAAAAUACAUUUGAUAUUAUAAUAUUUAAUUUCCCUUUUGUAUUACCUACAAAAGAAUGUAUAGAAAAAAAAUGGAAUAUAAAAUUAGAAAGGGAAGAAAUAUGUACUGAUCAUUUAAAAAAAAAAAAAAACAACAGCAACAAUAAUAAUGACAACGAUAAUAAUAAAAAUAAUAAAAAUAAUGAUAAUGUUUAUAUAAAAUAUUAUAAAAAAACAGAAUAUUUUCUAUUAAAUAAAUUAAUUUAUCAUUUAUUUAAAUGUGCAUCCCAUUUAUUAAAAAAUAAAGGAUUUUUACAUAUACGAUUAAAUGAUAAAUAUUUAACUUGCUCAUUUCCAAAAAAUAUGUCCUUAUCCUUUCUAGAAAAAAUCGAUUUCUCUAAUUCUUAUAUUAUCUAUAAAUCGUUGAAAUAUACACCAUCGCUUUUUGAUUGCUCAUUCUUAAAUUGUGAAGAUAAGAAAAACAAAAAAAAAACCAAAAAUAAUGUUAUCUUUACAUCUAGUGGAAAAAAAAUAUUCAAGAGUUUUAAAAUGAAGCACACAUCAACAUUAAUUUUUCAAAAAAUUUAA
Plasmodium adleri (nom. inval.) is the source of this 1212-nucleotide messenger RNA. Its product is annotated as conserved Plasmodium protein, unknown function. The transcript has a single exon. Gene Ontology annotation, biological process: rRNA base methylation. Gene Ontology annotation, molecular function: rRNA (uridine-N3-)-methyltransferase activity. Lineage: Eukaryota; Apicomplexa; Aconoidasida; Haemosporida; Plasmodiidae. The record is from RefSeq and is a predicted model, not a curated record. The coding region runs from base 1 to 1212 and encodes 403 amino acids.